UUUGUCUCAGUGGCAAUGGAUACAGAGAAGAAAAUACAGCUUAAGAGAGAACUUGGAUAUUUCUGGGGGGUAAAUUUUUUAAUUAUCAAUAUAAUUGGUGCAGGAAUUUUUGUGUCUCCCAAGGGGGUGCUGCAGUACUCUUCCAUGAAUGUGGGAGUCUCCUUGUGUAUUUGGGCUGUCUGUGCUGUGCUGUCCAUGAUCAGUGCGCUCUGCUUUGCAGAGAUCGGAAUAACCUUCCCAUACACUGGGGCUCACUACUAUUUUAUCAAGAGAUGCUUCAGCCCGGCUAUUGCAUUCCUGAGACUUUGGACUUCCUUGUUUUUGAGCCCAGGAGUAAUUGCUAGCCAAGCUCUGCUACUCGCCGAGUAUGGCAUUCAGCCUUUUUAUCCCAGCUGUUCUUCUCCGAAUCUGCCAAAGAAAUGCCUGGCGCUGGCAGUACUGUGGAUUGUGGGAAUUCUGAAUUCUCGUGGCGUGAAAGAGUUGUCAUGGCUUCAGGCGGUGAGCACAGUGCUGAAGAUGGGCAUACUUGGCUUCAUUUCCCUCAGUGGCGUGGUCAUGUUGGUGAAAGGGAAGAAGGAGAAUGUGGGAAGGCUUCAGAAUGCAUUUGAUGGAGAGUUUCCAGAGAUCUCUCAGAUAAUAGAAGCUGUCUUCCAAGGAUACUUUGCGUUUUCUGGCGGGGGAUGCCUUACAUAUGUAGCAGGGGAGCUGAAGAAACCCAACAAAACAAUUCCUAGAUGCGUAUUUACAGCACUGCCUCUAGUAACUGUGGUAUAUUUACUGGCUAACAUUUCCUACAUGACGGUUCUGACACCCAGGGAAAUCCUCUCUUCAGAUGCUGUGGCCCUUACAUGGACUGACAGAAUCAUCCCCAAAUUAACAUGGACUGUUCCUUUUGCUAUUUCUGCCUCAUUGUUUAGCAGUCUUGUGAUUAAUGUACUUGAGGUAGCAAGAGUGGUAUAUAUUGCAGCCAGGCAUGGCCAGCUGCCACUGAUGUUUAGUACCCUUAAUGUUCACUCCUCUCCAUUCAUAGCUGUGCUUCUAAAUGUCAGUUUGGGAUCACUUGCAGUUGUCUUAACAAACUUAAAUGAACUGAUAAACUAUCUCUACUUUGCUUCUUCCAUUUGGACUCUGUUAUCCAUGAUAGGAAUCCUGAAACUGAGGUACCAGGAGCCCAAUCUACAAAGACCUUAUAAGGUUUUUUUACCUUUCGUAUUCAUAGGAAUCACAAUCAGCCUAUGCUUGUUUUUUAUUCCCCUUGUCAAGUCCCCAAAGAUGCAUUAUAUCUAUGUGGUCCUCUUCCUUCUCAGUGGAUGGCUGUUUUAUGUGCCAUUGAUACACUUUAAAGUGAAGUUGGUUUGGUUUGAGAAGUUGACUUGCUAUCUGCAAUUACUUUUUAAUAUUUGCAUCCCUGAUGUAUCUGAUGAGCAAGUGUCAGAAGUAGAAAAUUGAAAAAUAAUAGCCUUUAAUUACGACACCAUGUUCCAGAUAAAGGUUAAGUGUAGGCUGGAAUAGUAAUGAUGGCAAAUCUAGAAACUGAAAUGGUAUAUAGAAAAGUACCCGGGAAGUUCCUAGUUUUAAAAUGGCAAAGGAAAGGGUUGGGAAGAAGAUUCUACUGUUAAGGACACCAGUUGAUCUUCUGAAGGAGUGGACUUCAAUUCCCAGCUCCCACAUGGAUGUUCACAACUAUCUGUAACUGUCACAGGGGAUCCAAUGCCCUUUUCUGGAUUUUGCAGGCACUGUAUCUACAUGGUGUACAGAGAUACAUGUAGAUAAAACACCCAUACACAUUUAAAAAAAGAAAGAGAGAAAGAAAGAAAGAAAAAAAAGAAAGUGAAAACUAUCAAAGAAGUUGUUACACAUAUCAAAACCUCUGUUUUAAUAAAAAGUAAAAUUUCUAGUUUGUAUAGCUUCACAUAUUAGUGAUGUGUUUCUCAUUUUUCUGUUUGUUUAUCUCACCCAUUUUGUACUGAAUGUGUUCUUAUAGUAAAAAUUAAUGGUUGAAAAUAAAGAAAAAUUCUGUCAAUA
Molecule: messenger RNA, 2025 nt
Organism: Myodes glareolus (Bank vole)
Lineage: Eukaryota; Metazoa; Chordata; Mammalia; Rodentia; Cricetidae
Gene: Slc7a13
Product: solute carrier family 7 member 13
Biological process (GO): amino acid transmembrane transport
Cellular component (GO): membrane
Molecular function (GO): L-amino acid transmembrane transporter activity
Source: RefSeq, a predicted model, not a curated record